Messenger RNA from Syzygium oleosum, 3752 nucleotides. Its product is annotated as isoleucine--tRNA ligase, cytoplasmic. NCBI's taxonomy places the organism in Eukaryota, Viridiplantae, Streptophyta, Magnoliopsida, Myrtales, Myrtaceae. The record is from RefSeq and is a predicted model, not a curated record. The transcript has 28 exons. Gene Ontology annotation, molecular function: aminoacyl-tRNA deacylase activity; isoleucine-tRNA ligase activity; ATP binding. Bases 84 to 3629 code for a protein of 1181 amino acids. Gene Ontology annotation, biological process: isoleucyl-tRNA aminoacylation.
CGUCCCCACGCGCGCUGUCCGUCUUCCUCUGCGCCGUCUUCCUGUGCGAUUCUUGGCCGCCGCCGCCCAUUUCUCCCUCCGCCAUGGACGACGUCGCCGAGGGGAAGAACUUCUCGUUCCCCGGCCAGGAGGAGCGGAUCCUCCAGUUCUGGUCCGACAUCAAGGCCUUCGACACCCAGCUGGAGCGCACCCGGGACCUCCCCGAGUACGUCUUCUACGACGGUCCCCCCUUCGCCACGGGGCUCCCCCACUACGGCCACAUUCUCGCCGGCACCAUCAAGGACGUCGUGACCCGGUACCAGGCCAUGCGCGGCCACCACGUGACGCGGCGGUUCGGCUGGGACUGCCACGGCCUCCCCGUGGAGAGGGAGAUCGAUAAGAAGCUGGGGAUCAGCAAGAAGGACGACGUGCUCGCGCUCGGUAUCGAUAAGUACAACGAGGAGUGUCGGAGUGUUGUCACCAGGUAUGUCGAGGAAUGGGAGAAGAUUAUCACUCGAACGGGGCGGUGGAUUGACUUCCGUAACGAUUAUAAGACUAUGGACUUGAAGUUCAUGGAGACUGUCUGGUGGGUCUUUGCUAAGCUCUUUGAGAAAGACCUUGUGUAUAAAGGUUUCAAGGUCAUGCCAUACAGCACUGGUCUGAAGACACCCCUAUCAAAUUUUGAAGCCGGGGAUAACUAUAAGGAGGUAUCUGAUCCUGAGAUCAUGUUGGCUUUCCCAAUAGUGGGAGACUCGCACAAGGCUGCUUUUGUCGCAUGGACAACAACCCCAUGGACUCUUCCGAGUAAUCUUGCACUUUGUGUUAACUCAAACUUUACAUAUGUCAAGGUUCGAAACAAGUAUUCAGGAAAGAUAUAUGUGGUUGCUGAAUCGAGGUUAUCCUCCCUUCCUAGCGAAUCUCAAAAACGAAAGACAACCAAUGGACCUGUUGAUGAAACAAAGAAGUCAAACCCUAAGAGUAAGGGGUCUGGAAGUAAAAAGGCUGAAGAUGUGUCCUAUGAAAUCUUAGAGAAGUUCUCAGGAGCUUCCCUCGUGGGAAUGAAAUAUGAACCAUUGUUCAAUUACUUCGUGGAGUUGACAGAUACUGCUUUUAGAGUUGUUGCAGACAACUAUGUCACUGAUGACAGUGGUACAGGAAUUGUUCACUGUGCUCCUGCAUUUGGAGAAGAUGAUUAUCGUGUUUGCCUUGAAAAUCAAGUGAUCAGUAAGGGAGAGAACCUGAUUGUGGCAGUUGAUGAUGAUGGUUGUUUUACCAGUAAAAUUACUGACUUUAGUGGGCGCUAUGUCAAGGAUGCAGAUAAAGAUAUUAUUCAAGCAGUGAAGGCCAUGGGCAGACUAGUCAAGUCUGGAAGCUUCACUCAUUCUUAUCCUUAUUGUUACAGAUCUCAAACCCCUCUUAUAUAUCGAGCUGUCCCAAGUUGGUUUGUCCGGGUGGAGAAUGUGAAGGAGCAGUUGUUAGAGAAUAACAAACAGACUUACUGGGUUCCCGAUUAUGUGAAGGAAAAACGAUUUCACAAUUGGCUGGAAAAUGCAAGGGAUUGGGCUGUCAGUCGAAGCAGAUUUUGGGGCACUCCUCUACCGAUUUGGAUUAGUGAGGAUGGCGAGGAAAUCAUUGUCAUGGACUCUAUCGACAAACUUGAAAAGCUUUCUGGUGCCAAGAUUUUCGAUCUACACCGACACAAUAUUGAUCAUAUAACAAUCCCCUCCAGUCGAGGUCCAGAGUUUGGUGUGCUUCGACGUGUACCUGACGUUUUCGAUUGUUGGUUUGAGAGUGGAUCCAUGCCUUAUGCUUACCUCCAUUACCCAUUUGAGAAUGUUGAACUAUUUGAGAAGAAUUUUCCUGGGCAUUUUGUGGCUGAAGGAUUGGAUCAAACUCGUGGAUGGUUUUACACACUUAUGGUGUUGGCUACUGCAUUAUUUGGAAAACCUGCAUUUAGGAAUCUCAUCUGCAAUGGACUAGUUCUUGCUGAGGAUGGGAAAAAGAUGAGCAAGAGCUUGAAAAACUAUCCUUCUCCCUUGAAUGUUAUAAAUGAUUAUGGGGCCGACGCAUUGCGUUUAUACUUGAUCAAUUCUCCAGUUGUGCGUGCAGAGGUUUUACGGUUCAAGAAGGAAGGGGUCUAUUGUGUCGUCAAGGAUGUAUUUCUUCCAUGGUACAAUGCGUAUAGAUUUCUUGUCCAAAACGCAAAGAGACUUGAGGUUGAGGGGUCUGGACCAUUCUUUCCUAUUGAUCAAGCUGCUCUCCAGAAAUCUUCUAACGUACUUGACCAAUGGAUAUACUCAGCCACUCAGAGUCUUGUUCAUUUUGUCUGCCAAGAAAUGGAUGGAUAUCGACUAUAUACGGUUGUACCGUAUCUCUUGAAGUUUCUUGACAACCUGACAAAUAUAUAUGUUCGCUUCAAUCGCAAGAGACUAAAAGGUCGUACUGGAGAUGAAGACUGCCGCACAGCUCUUUCAAUGCUUUACAAUGUCCUUUUAACUUCAUGCAAAGUAAUGGCCCCAUUCACACCUUUCUUUACAGAGGUUCUUUACCAAAAUAUGCGAAAAGUUUGCAAAGGAGCAGAAGAAAGUGUUCAUUUUUGCAAAUUUCCUCAGGAAGAAGGAAAGCGUGGUGAACGAAUAGAACAAAGUGUCGCAAGAAUGAAGACUAUAAUUGAUCUUGCUCGUAAUAUUCGUGAGCGUCAUGGCAAGCCUCUAAAAAUGCCACUUAGGGAGAUGAUAGUGGUUCAUUCGGAUGUAGACUUUCUUGAUGACAUAGCAGGAAAACUAAAAGAGUAUUUGCUGGAAGAACUGAAUGUACGAUCUCUUGUCACAUCAAAAGAUAUUUUGACAUAUGCCACUCUUCGUGCUGAGCCAGAUUUCAGCGGAUUAGGAAAGAGGCUUGGAAAGGCCAUGGGAAUAGUUGCUAAGGAAGUCAAAGCAAUGUCGCAGGACGACAUUUUGGCUUUUGAGAAAUCAGGAGAACUAACCAUUGCUUCACAUUGUUUGAAGCGGGAGGAUAUUAAGGUUGUUCGAGUUUUUAAAUGUCCUGCUGGCAGGACUGAGAAGGAGAUUGAUGCAUCUGGAGAUGGUGAUGUUCUGGUCAUUCUGGACUUGCGUGCGGAUGAGUCAUUGUUUGAGGCUGGGGUAGCUCGUGAGGUGGUUAACAGAAUUCAAAAGCUCCGGAAAAAGGUUGGACUCGAGCCAACUGAUGUAGUGGAGGUUUACUUCAAGUCAUCUGAUGAAAAUGAAUCAGUUCUGCACCAAGUUUUAAAUUCACAGGAAUCUUACAUCAGGGAGGCAAUUGGUUCUCCGUUGUUACCUUCUUCUCUGAUGCCAUCUGAUGCUGUCAUCAUAGGUGAAGAUAGUUUCCGCACUACUGCUAAUUUAUACAUUGCCAUCAGUUUGACCAGACCCAUGCUGGUGUGCAAGUCUGACUCUGUACUUGCAUUAUAUGGAGGUGACAGAAAAGCUGCCCAAGGUUUGAUGACAUAUUUGAGGUCAAGGGACAACUUAAAUCUUAAAGCUGAGUUUCAACUCGGAAAUGGGGAGAUUCUGGUUGACUGCAUCGAGAAUCAGCCUGCCGUGAGGGUGGUAUUGGGAGAUCAUGUAUUUUUGACAGUCGGCGACGAUUAUUUGAGUAACGAAUCUUAGUUUGAUAUACCGCCAUAGCUACUACACGGAUUUUUGCCAACCUGAGCAUUUCUUGCAGCCUGUUAUAGUCAAAAUGUCCCUGACCAACGAGCAUUAAUUUGUUAAAAAAACAUUUGAAGUGUC